This is a messenger RNA of Paramecium pentaurelia, 426 nucleotides long. The record is from the annotation of a GenBank genome assembly. Lineage: Eukaryota; Ciliophora; Oligohymenophorea; Peniculida; Parameciidae.
AUGAAAUUAUAAAUAUUUAUUGGGAAACUGUUUACAUGUCUAAUUUUGAUUUGGGAAGGAAUGCAAAUGAUAGAUUUACCUAUAAAAGUGUUAUCCAAUUUUAUAAAUCAUCAUUAAUUAAUUUGGAGAUUAGGUGAAUAAUUUUUUAUUGAGAAUUUUUCUGAAGAUGUAUGAUAUAGUAUUUAAUAUAUAAUAUAGAAUAAUCCUUUUUCUGGAGAAUAAAAUUAUAAAUUCUUUGUAAUCACAUUUAUUUAAGGGUUGGGUUUUUUGUAAAUUAUGUUGGCUACAUUUAUAUUUUUUGGAAAAACUUGGGCUAGUAUUAUUUAAAUAGGAAUUAUUUUAAUGAAAUCAUAUUAAGGAAUUGAAGAAUAUUGUUUUUUAGAAUUAAUAUUCACAAUGGGAAGAAUAGGAAGUUUAAUGAUAUGA